Chelmon rostratus (copperband butterflyfish) is the source of this 1415-nucleotide messenger RNA. It is a transcript of the gene kctd12.1, whose product is annotated as potassium channel tetramerisation domain containing 12.1. The record is from RefSeq and is a predicted model, not a curated record. Gene Ontology annotation, biological process: protein homooligomerization; regulation of G protein-coupled receptor signaling pathway. Gene Ontology annotation, molecular function: protein binding. NCBI's taxonomy places the organism in Eukaryota, Metazoa, Chordata, Actinopteri, Chaetodontiformes, Chaetodontidae. Gene Ontology annotation, cellular component: postsynaptic membrane; presynaptic membrane. The transcript has a single exon. The coding region runs from base 18 to 884 and encodes 288 amino acids.
CCACAUCAGUGCAGAAGAUGGCACUGGCCGACACGGAGCGCGCAGCGUCCACCUGCGCCGACUCGGGCUCCCCGUUUUCAGAGAUCAUUGAGCUGAACGUCGGCGGCCAGGUUUACGUGACCAGACACAAAACUCUCAUCGCCGUCCCGGACUCGCUGCUGUGGAACAUGUUCAGCAAGAAGUCACCCAAGGAGUUGGCGAGAGACAGCAAGGGGCGCUUCUUUCUGGACAGGGACGGGUUCCUGUUCCGCUACAUCUUAGAUUAUCUCCGAGACCUGAACUUGGUCCUGCCGGACUACUUCCCCGAGAAAAGUCGACUGCAGAGGGAGGCUGACUUUUUCCAGCUGCGGGACCUUGCCAAACGCCUCAGCCCCCGGGUGAGUAAGGACAAUUCAAUCAGCGAGGAGAUUAGCCAGAGUGACACGGAGGAAGGUGCGCAGCAGUGCGGCUCCUCCGGCGGCGCGGAGACUUUACGCACCAUGUCGGUCAGCGGGGCCAUGCGCUCCCCGUCGCUGGACUCCAGAAAGUCGGGCUACAUCACGGUAGGGUACCGCGGUUCGUACACCAUCGGCAGAGACAUCCAAACCGACGCCAAAUUCAGGAGGGUGGCGCGCAUCACGGUUUGCGGCAAGACGUCUCUGGCCAAGGAGGUGUUCGGGGACACGCUGAACGAGAGCAGGGACCCGGACAGGCCCCCGGAGAGGUACACAUCCCGCUACUACCUGAAGUAUAAUUUUCUAGAGCAGGCGUUUGACAAGCUGACAGAGGCGGGCUUCCACAUGGUGGCCUGCAGCUCCACAGGCACCUGCGCCUACACCAGCAAUGAUCCUAACGAGGACAAAAUCUGGACAAGCUACACUGAAUAUGUCUUCUGUCGGGAAUAACAAACAGCAGACGUGUCACGCUGAUGUAAAUAGACAUUUCACAAUCUACAGGGGGCGUCUUUAAGAAGUAUUGCUGUGUUGAAUGGUAACGUUUGUCAAGGGCGAGUGAGUGCAAACAUGUUGCUCCAUUAUGAGCCAAACAGCAGUGUUAAAAACCAGAGACACUAAAUGCCCCUGAAGAGAUCCUCCACAAGCAGAGGAUCCUGAAAUGUGGGUGUUCACAGUGAUCAGAGCAUCAUUUGCGUGGACACACCCAUCCAAAGCUCCCUCUGCCUGGAAAACACCAAGAAAAUGCCACCACGUCCAUCUCUGAGAACUGCAUGUCAAUGCUUCAGUCAUCACUGACUCAGUGCUGUGUGAACUGAGCGGGAUCCAAGAACAGACAAGCAGCGAUUAGUAUUCAGUGUCAUUGUAACUUCUAGGCUUGUUGAUCACAUGUUUGGCUGAGUUUUGUAUUAUCUAGUAGGUUCGUAUAGCAGUUCCAUCGCUGACAUGACUGUAAGUGUAUGUGCUUGCUUGGUAGAAAUGUAU